Molecule: messenger RNA, 2088 nt
Organism: Solanum lycopersicum (tomato)
Lineage: Eukaryota; Viridiplantae; Streptophyta; Magnoliopsida; Solanales; Solanaceae
Source: RefSeq, a predicted model, not a curated record
GCGGCUAAUAUGUUUGUCAUUUUUCCUUUUUAGAUAUAGCGGCUACUUAUAUAUUUAUCUUUUUUCCUUUUUAGAUAUAGCGACUAAUUAUAUAUUUAUCUUUUUUUCCUUUUUAGAUAUAGUGGUUAAUAUUUGACCAUAGGUGUUCAAAAGUGGAUAUUACUUAAUUCUCCCAAAUAUAUGAUGAUGGAUUUUUAGUAUAAAAGUGAAAACCUUCAAGAGGACAUAUUAUUAAUCACAUCAAAAUGAAGCAAUAUGGCAAAAAGAGUUGGUUGAGAAGAUAUAAUAUCAGAAUUGCCUUUGCAUAGCAUUCAUCACAUCUUAUGUCGCACUAACCUUGACCUCAAAGAUGCGGCGAUAAGUUGUAUGUUAUCCAAGAGAUGGUACCAUUGCUGGACUUCAAGACCUAAUUUGAUAUUCAAUCAGUUGCAAGGCGACAAACUUAUGCCCCUUGAAAACUAUGCCAAGUUGGUUGAUCAAUCCCUGCAAUCCCAUAUUGAUAAAAAGUUACAUCUUGAACAAUUCAUCCUUGCUUAUUGUGAUCCAGAAGUGGAUUCUCACCUGGAUACUUAGAUUGAAUUGGCGGUUAAACUCAAUGUCACAGAGCUGGGGGUUCACCUUACCUUUUUAACAUCAUAUAGAUUACCUGAUGUUAUUUAUGAUGCUAAAUAUCUGAAAUCAUUGUCAUUAAGUAGGUGCAAGAUUGAAUUUGAUAUUAGCACCACUCACAUAAGAUUUUGUUGUCUUGAGGCUCUUUCUUUGUGCCAUGUCCAUAUUUCAGAUGCACAAUUACAAAGAGUUAUCAACAGAUGCCCAUCUAUCAGGAUUCUAAGUUUAGAGUAUUGUGAGAGUAUAAGCAAAUGUCAUAUUUUUGGCCUGGUACAUCUCCAGUAUUUGACUACAACUUCUUGCGAACUCCAUAGUGUGAUAGUCCAAGCUCCAUAUCUCCGAUGCUUUAGAUAUAAAGAAUAUGCUGGACGGGAAAAUAUUCUUCCUUGCGAAAUUGCUAUUUUGGAUGGUUACAAUACUUUACAAACACUCGAGCUCGUUGGUGCCAGCAUUACAGGACAACAUUUUCAAGAUAUAUUCUGCAAGUUCCCAAACAUUUCAGAAUUGGAACUAGAAAGUUGCUAUAAGCUGAAUCAUAUAGAGAUUCAGAGUGAAAAACUCAAGAAAUUCACCUUAUUAUUAGGGUUGAACACACUGGAAAAACUCACGAUUCAAGCUCCAAAUUUAUUGGACUUUGAUUUUCGUGGUACUAAAAUUCCCUUCUCAUAUAUGAAUAUGGAUACUUCUUCCCUAGAAAGAGCCCGAUUCCAUUUCUUCAUGCCCGCCACACACUUUGGAUCAGUGGACAACAGUUGGUACACGAGUCUUCAUCACUUUGUUCAACAAUUCAAAUGAUUUCAUGUUAAUAAUAUCUUGCCGCGAGGUAGUUUACAUUAUUUCUAUGCUUAUGCCAUUGAUUUAUGUUAAAUUGGGUUUAAACUAUGCCAUUGACAAAAUUCUUGCAGACCAAAAGCAUCUUUAUUUAUGAAAAUCCGAGAGAAACUGUUAUUCCACCAACCCAUGCUGUCGAGAUAUUCUUUGCAUCUAUGAUGCGUGUUGAAUCGAUCAUUGGAAUGUUAAUGUACAAGAGUCCCAAUAUCAUUUCGAUAAUUGCAUGUACAGAUGGCAAAGCACUGCAGGUGAUGUCUACACUUAAAGGGUGUAUACAAAAGGAAAAUUGUGGUAAAGAAUGUCCAUUCAAGACCAAGUGGCAUCGUUACUUAAAAGAAGUCAUCAGUUGUAGAGGGACAUCUGAAGAGGGAAUGGCUGCCUCUACGUGGUAUCUAUGGUUGAAAUCGACAUCUCUAAUUGACCAAGUGAAUAAUUUCGUGUUAAAAUGGAAAGAUGAUGAAGCCUAGACCGAAGAGUUUGGCGGCUGAGUUAAUUAGUGUGUUGAGCAGAAGUAUGAUUUAUCACAUAUCUUAGUUGCAGUUGAAAUAAAUAGAACAGAAUUCCUAUAUCUUGACAAUGGAACAUAAAACUCUGUUCUGAACUCUUUGUGUCGAUCUAACUCAUGCUAAACGUAUAUUCGUACAUGCA